UCCCCGCGGCAGCCGCGGCGGUCCAGUGACAGCGGCGGCGGCGCUAGCUGGCCGAAGUAACGCAGGGUCGCGCGGCCCGGAAACGCAGACCCGGCCUAAGCGCCGCGCAAGUAAGGCCGGAUUGGGGCCGCGCUUCAGAUUACCGCGCGGCCGCCGGGUUAGGGGCCGGCGGGAAGAAGUGCGGGAGACACUGGCCGCUGGCGGCCCGUAUCCGCCAGUCUCCGCGCCGCCGUCGGCAUGAGCCACAUUCAGAUCCCGCCCGGGCUCACUGAGCUACUGCAGGGCUACACGGUGGCGGUGCUGCGGCAGCAGCCGCCUGACCUCGUCGACUUCGCGGUAGACUACUUCACCCGCCUGCGCGAGGCCCGCGCCUUGAUCUCUGUCCCGCCCGCCGCCGCCCCUCCUUUCGGCCGCCACGAGCCAGAGCCUUAUCCCGUCGCCGACGCCAACGCGGACGCCGACACUGAGGAGGACGAGGACGAGGACUUGGACGUUCCAACUCCUAGCAGAUUCAGUAGGCGAGUAUCAGUCUGUGCUGAAACCUACAAUCCUGAUGAGGAAGAGGAAGAUACUGAUCCAAGGGUGAUUCAUCCCAAAACUGACGAACAGAGAUGCAGACUUCAGGAAGCUUGCAAAGAUAUUCUCCUUUUCAAAAAUCUUGAUCAGGAACAGCUUUCUCAAGUCCUCGAUGCCAUGUUUGAAAGGAUAGUGAAAGUUGAUGAGCAUGUCAUUGACCAAGGAGAUGACGGAGACAACUUUUAUGUCAUAGAACGGGGAACCUAUGACAUUUUAGUAACGAAAGAUAAUCAAACCCGCUCUGUUGGUCAGUAUGACAAUCGUGGCAGUUUUGGAGAACUAGCUCUGAUGUACAACACCCCAAGAGCUGCUACCAUUGUUGCCACCUCAGAAGGCUCCCUUUGGGGACUGGAUCGGGUGACUUUUAGAAGAAUCAUAGUGAAAAACAAUGCAAAAAAGAGGAGGAUGUUUGAAUCAUUUAUUGAAUCUGUGCCCCUCCUUACAUCACUAGAGGUGUCAGAAAGAAUGAAGAUUGUGGAUGUAAUAGGAGAGAAGAUCUAUAAGGAUGGAGAGCGCAUCAUCGCUCAGGGUGAUAAGGCUGAUAGCUUUUACAUCAUAGAGUCCGGCGAAGUGAGCAUCUUGAUUAAAAGCAAGACUAAAGCAAACAAGGAUGGUGGGAAUCAGGAGGUCGAGAUCGCCCGCUGCCAUAAGGGGCAAUAUUUUGGAGAGCUUGCACUGGUCACCAACAAACCCAGAGCUGCUUCAGCUUAUGCAGUUGGAGAUGUGAAAUGCUUAGUUAUGGAUGUACAAGCGUUUGAGAGGUUGCUGGGGCCCUGCAUGGACAUCAUGAAGAGGAACAUCUCUCAUUAUGAGGAACAGCUGGUGAAAUUGUUUGGCUCCAGCAUGGAUCUGAUCGACCCCGGGCAGUAGGUGUGCCACACCACAGAGUCUUCUCAGUGUGACACCAAAACCUUCUGGUCAGCCACAGAACACACCUGGAAAACAAACACAACAGAACAGUUCCUGCUGUUGCCACCGCCACUGCCACAGCUAUGGCUGUGGGCAUUUAGAUUACUUGAAAGUCAGCACUGAAGGAUGGGCAAAGGUUCAACCCAUGCCCCCAGUUUGCUUCUGAAAGUCCAUGAUUAGACCACUUGUAAUGAUUAACUCCAACUCAAUUUCUACAUCUUUGGUUCAAAAUGGCAUGUCUCUCCAACAGUUUAAGUGCCUGAUACAAAGUCCAAAGUGUAACCAUCCUCCUUUCCCUCUCUUGCUGCUAUGCUUUUGGAAGUUACCACAGGGUCUGCAGAAAUUUGUUGUGUAACUGUAGAUAUCCUUCCCCAGCUUUUCUGAAGGGAGGAAACUCCUCAUUUCUCCUUUGAGAAAGUCCACCUUUGUUCACAAUUGUAGCCUUUGGUUUUUACAAUGGGAAAUGAUGGCAGAUGUGAUGGAGGGCUGUGGUCCUGUGGCAUUGUGCUGUCUGCUGCACACAUUGCAGCUCUCUCCAAGCCCACAAAGAAGCUUAGGGAGAGGCCCUGCCCAGGGCCCAGCAGGUCAACACCCAGAGCAAACUGACCCAUCAGUGGAACCUAUGUCAGAGCAGAAAAUUUGGGUUCUGCAUAUUUUACAAGUAGCAGAGAGCCAGGGAAGGUUUUUCUGGGUUGUGGGUUUUGCAUUUUAUUUUUUUUAGUAGAUUUUGUUUCGUUUUGUUUUUUAACCUCUGUGCAGUUUGCCUGAAUUAAUUGUCCUUUUAUAAAGAGUCAGGGUUUGGCAAUACCAUCACUUUAUCUGACCCAAAUACUUUCCUAGGCAACUCUUGCCAUCCCUUGCUUCCGGUGGUCCCUGUCAGCUGAUGGCAGUGUACCGACAAGAGAUUGUGCUACAGAGAGAGCCCUUUUUUGCUACUCCAUAGUUGUUGCAUUGCUUUGCUGUUGUACCACCAAUUUUUAAACUCGUUAAAGAGGAAGAAGCUGGUUUUGUUAGCUCUACUUAGGGAAUUCCCCUCAGACAUAUUCAUACAUGUGGAGUUUGUCAACUGACUCAGCAUUCAUCCCAAAGAUCUUUGUUAGUUUUCAAAAAUUUGCAAGCAUUCUCAGUUUCACAGAAUUACUACAAAAGCUUUUCUAAAAUGAAAAGCCUUUUUUGAGAUGUUGGGAUAUCCUAAUUGCUGAUCCCAGAGGACGGUAAUUUAGCUUAUAUUUAACACUUUUUGACCUAUUAUCAGGUAGAAUUCUGAUGAAUUAUCUUAAUUAACUAGCUGUAUUUCAGAAUGAAAGUUAUUUUUCAUCAGAGUGACAUAGAAUUAGACGUUACAAGGGAUCCUAGGAGCAGUGUGAAAUUUUAAUAAAAGAUAAAUUUGAAUGUCAUAGCCAAGUUUAUAUUAAAUUAAGAGGCCCUUUCCAAUAUCUUUUUUUUUCUUGUUAACUUUUAUAACUCAAUAAAUCCCUAUGAGAUUACUUACUGGGGCUUGAAUAUUCCUGUUGUGGAUAAUUACCGAGCCCACAUAGUCACCUUCCAAUGUCCACAAGAUCCAAGCCCUCUGCUUUUGGGCCUGGAUAGUGUGGCUAAGAGAUUUCCAGAGUGGGUUACCCACUAUAACCUUGGUAAUUCUCCCUUUUUCCUGUGCUCCAUGAAGUUAAAGUGGAAGGACUCUUUUCAGACUGCCCUGGAUAACUGGCAUUGCAGCUCUCAGAAUUGUGAAAGGUUAUGCUCCAAACAGGCAGCUAGCUCUGGGAAAGGCUGUGUGACAAUCGCACAUUUUCCCAAGGUUCAUCUUUUCUACAGUGUUGUUUUAUUAUCAAAUAAAUCCAGAAAGCAGGUCUUAGACUUUUAACAGGCAAAAAACCAUACCUGUUUCUUGCAAAAGUAAUAGAUACAUUGGGCCUCAGGAGUGACACAGAGGUCCAGCCCCAGGCUGUGUGAGGCCUUUGAACCCUGAGCAGACACCCCUCCUGCAUCCCGCAUGCCAGCGUUAGUGAAGGCUGGCUGUGAAUUCCAUGCCAGAGAGACUCCAGCAGGCUGCUAGGGAUGGGCCUUCUCAUCCCAUUCUAUCCUCUAAUACAUCUCAGUCUAGUCUUCCCCUUCACAAAGUCCUCUUUGACACCACUGACUCACUGAUGGCUGCUGUUUUGCUGAGUAGGAUCUGUCGAGUUUGAAUACUCCUGCUCUAAGUACAGAUUGAUAUAAGGAUCAGCAUCUAGACCCUCACUGCAUGUGCCCAUAGGGUUCCAGCUUGAGAAAGGGAGACUUUAAAAGGACCAGUGUGAGUGAAAUGGAACAGCCUUUACCGGGGUGCCAGGAGCCUGACAGCUUUCCAAGGUGCUUUGCAGCGUGGGGAGUCAAAGGUGGCAGACCAAGUUCCUGUCAGGACUGUGGUGCCUACCUUGUGUCAGGCAAGCCCCGCACUGAUGGUUAAGCCUCAUGAGGAGGAACAUGUCUUGGGAACAGGUUCCUUUGUUAAUUGUUUUAUGUUGUUCUCCUCUAUGGGUAAGAGCCUCAUGCUGUCUUUUCUGACUUUGUUAUUGGUUUUAGAUGGUAGAGAAUAUUCCUGAGAGUUUUGAGGUCUAACUUGCAGUAUUGUCCUUCCUUCUGGCCCCCAGCUUAUACCACUCACUCUCUUAACUUGAUUGUAUUCUCUGAAGGAAGGUUACACCUGCUUUGACCUUCUUAGUCAAUAGUCCUCUUAUAUAUGUUCGGGUUGUAUUUCCUAAGGAUUCUCGGAAAUCAGCUUAGAGCUUUUCUUUGAGCAGCUUAAUGAGUGAAAUCAGCAGCAGAAUCAAUAAGACAUGGUUCUCCAGCCAAGAAAGGUCAUGCUCUUCCUCUGUUAGCUGUUCACAAUGUUGGAGAAGUCGGUGAGAGGUUCCACUGGCACCCAGGAGCACCCUGGGUUUUCAUGUCGUAUCACAUUGUACAAAAGCCCUCUUUUCAUUCAGAAAAAAUGGAAAGGCAGAUUUGCACAGAGAAAAUGACCCAUGAAUGUCAUUUUGUUAAUUUUUGUUUUCAGUUGGCUGAUAUUAGAAUUUUUGUUCUUGACAUGCACUUGUAAACCAAUCUUGCCAAGAUACAAGUUGUUCUGGUUUUUCACUACAGUUACCUCUUGUUCCUCCUGUCUUGACUGCUGACAUUUCUCAGUGAUUCUAAUGUCUAUUUUAUGGGCAGCAGCCUUCACAUGGGUUUCCUUUUACACACUGCAGGGCUAUCUUUGUACUUCUUUAAAAAAAAAGAAAAAAAAAAAGAAAACUGUCACUAACUUCAUGGGGGGUUUACAGAAAACCAUUUAGCCCACCUUGAACAAAUCGUAGAUUCUUCAUUGUGUUUUCUUAAGUUCAUUGUAAUAAGAAAAAAUUCUAAUUCAGCAUUAUUGUGCUACCUCAAAGGUAAAAAUGUUUUAAGGUCUUCUUUGGUCCUAAGUUCAACGCAUAGUGUUUGAAAUGUUUUUCAAUUGGAAUUAUUUUUUAAAUCAUUGGGGGGAAUCUUAUUUAAACCCAUUUUACACUUGUAUUUUAAUCUCAGAAGGAUAAGUGAUUAGAAAGUGAUCAAUUCUUGCUCUGUAGUAUUGAACAUAUAAUUAAAAGUCAUUAAGAAUUGAAUCAUUGUUUGCCAUAAACAAGGUUGGUUUUUUAAAAGGAAACUCUAGGGCUCGGCUUCACUCUUAGUUAAUAAAGGCUGACAAAUCAUGUCUGA
This is a messenger RNA of Choloepus didactylus (southern two-toed sloth), 5199 nucleotides long. RefSeq names its product protein kinase cAMP-dependent type II regulatory subunit alpha (gene PRKAR2A). The transcript has 11 exons. Gene Ontology annotation, molecular function: cAMP-dependent protein kinase regulator activity. Lineage: Eukaryota; Metazoa; Chordata; Mammalia; Pilosa; Megalonychidae. Gene Ontology annotation, cellular component: cAMP-dependent protein kinase complex. The record is from RefSeq and is a predicted model, not a curated record. Gene Ontology annotation, biological process: regulation of protein phosphorylation. The coding region runs from base 238 to 1446 and encodes 402 amino acids.